CACACCCACACCCACACCUGAAAGUCCGAACUACAGCGUCUUCAACCCGUUUAAAUUACUGUCACAAAGGAUCUCUUCAACUCCAGUAUAAGCUCCAAACACCAGAAAAAAGUUAGCGAUGGUGACAAUCAGAAGCAAGAAAUCAAUUGGAUUUACUUGCUUCUUACUUUUUGUUAUGCUCACAAAUUCAUCAAUACUUGGAAUUUCUGCUGCUGAACCUCUCCAUCAUCAAGAUCAGGGUUUGGGCGAAAAUGCUGAAUCUAGAGAUUUAAAAAAAGAACACGAACACAUUCAUGAGGUACACUGCUCCAGGGAAAGAAGCAGGGCGGCGUGGGAAAUUGUCGAAAAGUAUUUGAUGCAUUUUGUGGAGCGGGAAAGGUACGAAAUUUCGAGGAAUUGUAGACUCCAUCCAGACAAUGAUCUCUUUAGAGAUCAGGAGAAUCACAAGAUUAAAGAGGAUGUAAACGAAUGGCAAUGUGGAUAUUGUAAGAAAAGCUUCUUAUCAGAAGAAUUCAUUGACCGGCAUUUUGACAGCAGACAUUACAAUCUUCUGAAUUUUACUGGAAGCAAGUGCUUGGCAGAUUUAUGUGGUGCAUUGCAUUGUGAUCAUGUUCUGGGUUCAAAAUCACCUAGAGCUAAGUGCAAUCCUGCAGCAGCUGCAAGGAAUCGCCACUUGUGUGAGAGUCUAGCUGAUGCCUGCUUUCCUGUUAGUCAAGGACCAUCCGCAAGCCGUCUUCAUGAGUUAUUUUUGCAACAAUUCUGUUAUGCUCACACAUGCACAGGAGGAAUAAAACCAUUCUCAAAAGGAGGAAGGAAGGAAACAAGUGUGCUUUACUUUGCCGCUUCAGUAUUGACAUUAAUGCUACUUCCCCUUUUCUACGUUUUGGUGUGUUUGCACCAGAGUGAAACACGAAAGGAUACCCAAGAGCUUAAGAGAAUCUCAAGACUGGGCCGCAAAGCAAAACCUAUGUGAUCAGUAAAAAAAUGAAAUUGCGAUAACAAACUGAUACAUAGUAGACACUGGUUCAUGCUCUUGGAUUUCGAAGCUGGUGCAGCUGACAUAUUCGUUGUUUCUCUUCCUUGAGAAACUGAAUAUGUUACUGGGUGGCUUAUUGAUUAAAGAGGAUCGAGGAUUCGAGGGUCACCUAAGAAUUGCAGAAGAUUUACAGAACGCUAACUUUUUGAGGACGCACUUCAGCACACCAGCUUAUUGUCUGGCAUUGUCCAAAGCACCCAGCAAGUUCUAACCACCGACUUGCUUCAACGUUUCAUGGAGCAUCAAAUACUAGCAUUUUAUUUUUGUUGUAGGUCGAUUCUGAAUUUACGUUCCAUGUUCAAGUUAGCAGUGACCAUUGUAUUGAAUUUUAUACUUGGAUUAGACUGUAGAUUGUCAUUCAGCUAUGUUUCUGUUCAUCUUUUUUAACUGGACAUUGCAGAAGUGAAUACAAGCAAAUAAACAUAAAUGAUUGUAACA
Molecule: messenger RNA, 1474 nt
Organism: Spinacia oleracea (spinach)
Lineage: Eukaryota; Viridiplantae; Streptophyta; Magnoliopsida; Caryophyllales; Amaranthaceae
Exons: 10
Coding region: 119-973 (284 amino acids)
Source: RefSeq, a predicted model, not a curated record